Humulus lupulus (European hop) is the source of this 2410-nucleotide messenger RNA. RefSeq names its product transcription factor TCP8. The coding region runs from base 269 to 2053 and encodes 594 amino acids. The transcript is spliced from 2 exons. The record is from RefSeq and is a predicted model, not a curated record. Gene Ontology annotation, molecular function: DNA-binding transcription factor activity; sequence-specific DNA binding. Gene Ontology annotation, cellular component: nucleus. NCBI's taxonomy places the organism in Eukaryota, Viridiplantae, Streptophyta, Magnoliopsida, Rosales, Cannabaceae.
CUCACUCUACACUACUCUUCUUCUUAUUAACUCUUCAAAGUUUCAAUCUUUUUCUCUCUCUCUCUCCAAAUAUUAGUGAGAGAAGAUAUGAGUUAGAGAGAGAAAGAUAGAAGAUGGGGAUUAAAAACCCUUCUACCCAAACAAAAUAAAAAAAGGGUUUUUAUUUUAUUUUAUUUAUUAAAAAUAAAAUAUAUAUCAUAUCCCAAUAUACCACAGACACCCAAAAAAUUUAUAAAAAAAAAAAAAAAAUUAAACCCUUCCCCACCAAAUGGACUUAGCAGAUUUGCAAAGCAAUAACAAGAACAACAACAAGGUUCAGCAGCAGCAGCAGCAUCAGCAAAAGCAGUCAUCUUCUUCUUCUUCUCCUUCUUCUCAUCAGUUUGUGGUCCCUUUUGAUGGCAGAUCUUCUACUAAUUCACCUUUCAUGGGCUCCAUUUCAAUCCAAGCUGGUCUCACCCAUGGCCAUGGAGCUACUAAUACUACUUCUUCUACUUCUACCACUGCACUACCUUCUUCUUCUUCUUCUUCUUCCUCUGGUCCCACUUCUUCGUCUUCUUCUUCUUCUUCUUCAACUUCAACCUCAACCACCACCACUGCUCCUCCUCCGCCGCCUCACCUCGUCGACGCAUCCCUUGCUAUCGCAACCAGAUCCGAUUCCCUUCCCUUCAACAACCCAGCUCCUCUUUCCGUUGAUUACUCCGCCAAGAAAAACCAGCAGCAGCAACAACAGCCUCAGCAGCAGCAGUCGAUCGUUCCAGCCGCCACCGCGACUGCGGUGGCGGCGCCGGUGAAGCGAUCGACCAAGGACCGACACACUAAAGUCGACGGAAGAGGUAGGAGGAUACGAAUGCCGGCCACGUGUGCUGCAAGGGUUUUUCAGUUGACUAGAGAGUUGGGUCACAAGUCCGACGGUGAAACCAUCGAGUGGCUUCUUCAACAAGCCGAGCCUGCUAUCAUAGCAGCCACCGGGACUGGGACUAUUCCGGCUAAUUUCUCGACUUUGAAUAUCUCUCUUCGGAGCAGCGGUUCUACUCUCUCCGCUCCUCCUUCGAAGUCUGCUCCUCAUUCGUUUCACAGCGCUUUGGCUCUCGCUCAUCAUCAUCAGUCUCACUACGACGAAGGUUUUGCUCACGCUGGGUUGAUGGGGUUCCACCAUCAACAGCAUCAUCAUCAGCAGCCACCGCUCAUGACUGCUGAUCAAAUUGCCGAAGCUCUUCCGAGCGGAGGCGAUAACGGAGGAGACUCGAGCGAGAAUUACAUGAGAAAGCGGUUCAGAGAAGAUUUGUUUAAAGAGAAUAGUGACACACAAGGCGAUCAAAGCGGUGGUGGAGGAUCACCUUCUUCGAAUAACAACAAGAGUUUCAAGAGCAGCAGCGGUGGCGGCGGAGGUGGCGGUGGAGGACUUCAAUUACCGAAGCAGCAGCCUCAAGACGGGUCGGGAUCUUCAGGCUUACUCAGACCAUCAAACAUUCUACCAGCCACAGCCAUGUGGGCAGUAGCGCCGGCGCAAGCCAGCGGAGCUGGAAGCACUUUCUGGAUGCUUCCAGUAUCGGCUGGAGCCGGAGUUUCUCCGGUUGCAGCCACGGCUACGGCGGGGCAGUCGGAGCAUCAUCAGAUGUGGACAUUUCCAACUCAGCCAGUGGUCAGCCAUGGCGCCGGGAACACAUUACAAGCUCCGCUACAUUUCAUGCCGAGGUUCAAUCUUCCACCCGGGAACAUGGAGUACCAAGGCGGCGGUAGAGGCGGCGGAGGAGGAGUGAGCAGCCCUCUUCAGCUGGGGUCCAUGCUAAUGCAACCACAGCAGCAGCAACAACAACCGUCGCAGCAUCUUGGGCUUGGUGUUUCUGAGUCGAAUUUGGGAAUGUUGGCAGCUCUAAAUGCUUACUCUAGAGGUGGUUUGAACAUGAAUUCAGAUCACCAAAACCAUCCAUUAGAUCAUCAACACCAUCAUCAUCAACAACAACAACAUCAGCAUCAGCAUCAUCAUCAGCAGCAGCAGCAGCCUCAAACUACUGAUAGUGGAGAUGAAGACCCAAAUAAUUCAUCACAAUGAUAAAACUUGGGGAGUAAGAAACAGUACUGGUUGGAGAUUGCUGGGUUUGUUUUUGAAGAUUUGGAAGUGUUGAAUUUGUGAUAUUUUGAGUGUUUUUUUUUUAAAAAAAAAAAAGAAAGAUUAGUUUUUCAUGGAUGUCCUAUCUGGGAUGAUAGGUUACUAGUUGCCAUUGUAGCUUUGUUUGUUCAUUUUGGUCAUUUUUUUUCUUCUUCUAAUUUUUAGAGAUUAUUGCUUUGGGAAGAGAUUGAUUAUGUAAUUUUAUUAGUUUUGGUCCGAAGGGACUGAAGAGAAAAACAAGGCAGAGAGUGAGAUUGUAUAGGAGGAUAUGAUAUCUAUUUGUGUUCAUUAUUAUCAUUA